Messenger RNA from Cyclopterus lumpus (lumpfish), 1023 nucleotides. Its product is annotated as probable E3 ubiquitin-protein ligase ARI5. The record is from RefSeq and is a predicted model, not a curated record. Lineage: Eukaryota; Metazoa; Chordata; Actinopteri; Perciformes; Cyclopteridae.
GUCGACCGGGAGCAGAGGAGCUGAAACAAAAUGACUUCUCAGCUCGAAGAGAAAAGAUACGACCCCAAAGACACCGGUCUGAAGUUUGUCAACAGACCAGAUGAUCUGGAUCCACUACCACCAGAUGAGGGAGACCAGGGCCUCCGUGCAGAGAUGUCCUGCGGUCAUGCCGUCACCCCGGAGUCUCUCACUGGGUGGUGCCGCAGCCUGCUGGAUCAGGGUCAGUACAAAUUCAAGUGCCCAGCUUUAGGGGAAGGCACCUUGAGGUGUGAUGCUGAGUGGUCUUACCAAGAGGUGCGCAGACUGGCGGUGCUGACACCCGAAGAGAUGCAGUACUUCGAGGAGAACAUCGCACGUCUGGCUGCCACAGUAUACUGUGAAUUUAAAACAUGUCCCGGGUGUAAAACCUAUGUGGAGAGACAGGACCCGAGUAACCUCAACGUGCAGUGCACAGUCUGCACCGCGGACAAGAAGCACUUUUACCAUUUCUGCUGGCAGUGUCUGAAGGAAUGGAAGGGUGCAGCUCCGCGCUCUGACCGCUGCGACAACGACGGCUGCGUCAACCACGACCUCGAGCUCCUCAAGAACUGCAGGACCACCGACCUCCCUCAGGUGCAGGGGGUCGACGCGUGUCCCUCCAUCCGGGCCUGUCCCACCUGCGGUCAGAGGGUGGAGCACGACAAAACGGGCUGCAAGAACAUCAUCUGUCCUCGCUGCCAGGUCGAGUUCUGCUUUGUGUGCCUGAAGCUCACUCCCGAGUGCCUGAGUACGAGCUCCUACUUCAUCGCCUGCACUGAUGGUGUCGCUCCCAGACAAACCUCCAUACCUGUGUGGCGCAGAAACUAAGAGCGAAUGUGCACACGGUCACCGCUCAUGACGAAGCUCGCUGCCUUCUUCUGUCUUCUGUAACAUUGAACGCAUUACACACACGUCUUAAUCUUCGUAAUGCUGCCACUGAAAGUUAUUUACUGAUCUUUGUUCAUGGUUCAUCAUUGAUAACUUAAUAAAAUGUACCCAAACUUA